AUGUCACAUUUAUUGAACAAAGUAGCAGACAAGUUGCAAGGACACGCUAAGGAGGAAGAGAAGCAGGAGAAGCGUGGUCAAGGUAUUGGCCAUGGCGAAAGUCAUAAGGAAAGUCACGGUGAAGGCCAUGGUGAGCACGAAGAGUCUAAGCACCAAAGAGGAAUUGCACCCGGGACCCGUCGUAAGCAGGAAUACAACAGUGAAGAGUUGUACACUGGUAAUGCACAAGGAUACGAAGGUAUUCCUUCCGAAGAUACGGGAGCUUAUGCACACUCGGGCAAUACAGGUCGUGAUCGGGAUUCCAGCAGGGCUGAGACCCGGUUCGGUAGUGGAAACACUGGCCGCAACGAGCUAGAGCAGGACGACCCAGACUCUUUUACGUCUGGUCAGUACACAACAGGCCAGUUUGACAGUUCUGGAAAAGGCAAGCAGGUGCACAAGGAAUGGUCUGAGCAUAAAGGAAACAUGGGUUCUGGUAACGAAGAAAUGAUGGGCUCUGAAAGAAAGGGCCGUAACUGGUAG
Torulaspora delbrueckii is the source of this 522-nucleotide messenger RNA. It is a transcript of the gene GRE1, whose product is annotated as Gre1p. The transcript has a single exon. Bases 1 to 522 code for a protein of 173 amino acids. The record is from RefSeq and is a predicted model, not a curated record. Lineage: Eukaryota; Fungi; Ascomycota; Saccharomycetes; Saccharomycetales; Saccharomycetaceae.